This is a messenger RNA of Oppiella nova, 1962 nucleotides long. NCBI's taxonomy places the organism in Eukaryota, Metazoa, Arthropoda, Arachnida, Sarcoptiformes, Oppiidae. The record is from the annotation of a GenBank genome assembly.
AUGCUCUCAAAGCCCCGCAGAAGAGCUCUUCCAAUAACCAUCGAUGAGGAGAACACCGCUAAUGGUGUCAAACGAGAUAAACAGAUCAUUCUUCGGAGCGAACGCUCGACCACUGCCACCCAAAUGACUCGAAUUCAGACAAAAAUCGCUCCGAAUAUGAUAUAUCACGCGAUCGCUGCUGUCUUUACAGAUAAGGGAACUCCUGAAGAAUUGGCGGAAAAAUACCAAGAAUUGGUACUAAAGCGAGAGACAGGAGCCAUUGUUGCCUUUCAACCGAUUCGCACAAAUAAGAGGCGACACAACAACCUCGAGAAGAAGUCGGAGCCCUGCGGUUCCCAAUGUUUCCUUCAUAUUGAUUCCGUGAAAGAGAAGAUCAUUAAAGAGAAACAAAAACAAGAGGAAAGGCGUUCGUCGAGGAAUCAAAACAAUGGUAACGACAGCGGAAACGAUGCGAGCAGUGAAGACAGCAACGACUCAAUCAAAUCGCUGCCAAUUAAAGACACUCAAAGCAAAAGUCGUUCCCAAAGCCGUUCCCAUUCGCCCCAACUCUCCAACUCUGAGAUAUCGUCUAAUAAGAUGUGUUCGGACGAAGACAGCAAUAACCCGCAGAUGACUCCGAAGCGUAACAAAUACCGGCCCUCUAAGAACUUCUCGCCGCCCAAUAACCACGACUACUGUCUCCCUCCGCCCUCUCCCGACGACGAGUUACUUCCCACGAGUAGUGAAGUUGUGUCCACAAUAAGUCUGUCCGACAUUAACACUGAAUGGAGUGGUUCUGAACAGUCGUUGUUUCGCGUACUCAUCAAAACUCUUUACAAUAAUUACUGUAUUAUUGCGUCAAUCCUGAAGAGCAAGUCCUGCGCAGAGGUCUAUGUAUUCGCUCAGAAAGAGUUGACAGACUGUCCACAAGAGGACCACAUUAUAGACAAAACACCGCCGCGUAAGAAGAAAAAGAAGCACAGAUUGUGGUCCAAUCACUGCCGCAAAUUCCAACUCAAAAAGGACGGCACCUCUAAUCACGUCUAUAACUACACUCCAUGUGACCAUCCGGGCCAGUCAUGCGACCAGUCCUGUCCCUGUGUUAUGGCUCAGAAUUUUUGUGAAAAGUUCUGUAAUUGUAGUUCCGAUUGCGCCCAACGGUUCCCGGGCUGUCGGUGUAAAGCCCAGUGUAAUACCAAACAAUGUCCCUGUUAUCUGGCGGUCAGAGAGUGCGACCCUGACCUCUGUCAGGCCUGUGGCGCAGAUCUAUUUGACGCCCGAAACAUUAGCUGUCGUAACGUUAGUGUUCAGAGAGGAAUGCGGAAACACCUGCUGUUGGCGCCGUCAGACGUGGCCGGUUGGGGCAUAUUCUUGGAGGGAAGCGCUCAGAAAAAUGAGUUCAUUAGUGAAUAUUGCGGUGAAAUCAUAUCACAAGACGAGGCCGACCGCAGGGGAAAGGUUUACGACAAAUAUAUGUGUAGUUUUCUAUUCAAUCUGAACAAUGACUUUGUUGUGGACGCCACCCGAAAGGGGAAUAAAAUUCGGUUCGCAAACCAUUCAGUGAACCCCAACUGUUACGCAAAGUGGUUAAUCGCCGCAGCGAAUGAAUCAAAUGAUAAGACCUCGUCUUCAUAUAAAAUGGACAAUCAUUUCGAGACAAACAAAUCAGUCGUGAGUUCGAGCGAUGACUCAACGAAACUGGAUUUGGAUUAUGAAUUAGACCUGAGUUUGAGUUCAUGUGAAGAGUUAUAUGAGAUCCCAAUGGAAGACCUGCUGUCGUCCCCCUCUUGGAAACAAAUAAAAGAGGAGGGGAGGGCGGGGGACAGACAGACACUAACAUCAAGAGGGUCCUCAGGGUUCGCAGACAGGAGAGCCCCGACCCUUGCAGACGGGUUCGACCAUUCAGUCGAAGGCGUUAAAAACGCGUCCAAAAUAGGCGAGAAGAUGGCCUCAAAGUUUUUGACCAAACCUUCUGGAGUGUGA